Molecule: messenger RNA, 1409 nt
Organism: Styela clava
Lineage: Eukaryota; Metazoa; Chordata; Ascidiacea; Stolidobranchia; Styelidae
Source: RefSeq, a predicted model, not a curated record
AGUCGAGCAAUCGCUCUGCGAUAUCGAUGCUCGAGGAGAAGACAUUGCUUUUUCAAAACGCAGACUCAAGAGAUGCAUAGCAUUUACUUAGUGCCGACUGAUAUUAGUUGUAAGCCAACUCACCACCUGAGUAGUCUACCAGCCGACGGCUAGGUUCCAUCUGCUGGGAUAUAACAACCGGGUUGGAGUCAUGAUGGGUGUCGUGGGCCUGGUAGCAGUCCAGGCACUUCCACUCAAACGUGACGUCCUGUUUUUUUAAUAGCCUGUACUGUCAUUGUACAUCCCUUGUCAUUGCCACACCUGAAUUAUUAAACAAUUUGCGAUGAAACCAAUUUCGACACACGUCACAGAUGAGUCCCUCCUGCUUCAUGGAAACGUUGUCGUCACAUCUCUUACACAUAUUUGGAAUCAUCUUGAACUCUUGCGUAGUUUUUGUGGAGUUAAUAUACCGUUAGUCGUUCUCGUUUCAGUAUAAAACUGUAAUGAAAACGACUUCGGCUAAUGAGUAUUUACGUUUGUAAGGUGUCAGGCCGGCGAUAAUGAGGCUUUGAACUCGGCGCGUAAUCUAGGCGCGCGGCUUCAUUAUCACCGAUCUGGCACCUUAUCUAAUCUCCGUGCAUGGAUAUCACUUCUCUCAGGCCAUCAUGAAGAAUGUGCGUCACAAUAAUUUGGCUCGCCUAUACAACAAGGACGCUGGAACAAGAGACCUGAUCAAGCAUGUCAUGGCGCUGUGCUAUAUACCACCUAUGUUUAUUACGUCCAAAUUCAAAUCACUGAAAGAAAAGAUGCAAACUCAAGAACUUUGCCGAAUAUUUUCAAAACACGAGCUAUACAACAGUGUCUGGACUCCCAAUGAUUGGUCAGUAUUCGACGUAGAAAUAAGAACCAACAAUCAUCUGGAAGGUUGGCACCGCCAUUCACCGAACUUCAGAGCCCGUGUUCGGGAUUUUUUUGGAUCGAGGUCGUUUCUUCGAUUCAGACUUUUGCCACCGGAUGAAGUCGACCCGAUCGUUUCAACAGUCCAUUCGAUGACAUCAACGAUUUGCGUUGAUUAAUUGGAGUGAAUGUCAAAUAUCUUUUUAGUAGCCUACGUUUAUUAACCUUUCUUCUCUUGAUUUUUCAAUAUAUUUAUUAGGAGCAAUAAAAAUGACUGAACUCCGUUGCCAGACGGUAAUUGUCUGCUCCAACAAGUGCACGUUCUACAUCUUUAUAUUGAGCUUUUGUGUGAGCAAUUAGCCACAUGAUAAAAUGAUCAUUGUUGGUAUAUAUACAAUACAUGGUGCCGAUUUAGUAUGUCUGUAUGUGAUAUACCUACAUGGUUCUACUUGAACUUCCAAGUGUUACAUCAUUGCUGACUUAUUUCUAAUUGGUUACGGUUAAGUGUUAAAGUAAUAAAUGAGAAAAUCGAA